CCGGGCUCUCCAGUGAUGUGGAGGCUGAGCGUGUGGUGGCUCCUGAGCAGGGUCUGCCUGUUGCUGCUGCCGCCCUGCGCCCUGGUGCUGGCCAGGGUGCCCGUUUCCUCGUGCCACCCGCAGCCCUGCCAGAUCCUCAAGCGGAUCGGGCACACGGUGAGGAUCGGGGCGGCGCACCUGCAACCCUGGGCUGCCGCCGCCGCUGCCUCCCGGGCCGGCGGCACGCAGCAUGAGCUCCCGCCGGCAGGAGGGCGCCCGGGCCCGGAGGAAGCGGGGGGCGGCCCCGGAGCCGCGCUGCAGACGGCGGAGUGGACGGGCGCCCAGGGCUCGCCGGAGAGGGGGCGGACGGGCACCCGCUUGAAGAGCCGCGCGCGCUGGGGCGCCGGGAACCUGGUCGGCGCCGAGGGUCGGGACCCGGCGCUGGUGCCGCGGGAGGCGCUGCUGCUGGCGGUGGAGACCCUCAACGGCGUCAAGGGGCUGCUGCCUUACAACCUGUCGCUGGAGGUGGUGAUGGCCAUCGAGGCCGGCCUGGGCGAUCUACCUCUCUUCCCCUUCUCUUCGCCCAGCGCCUCCUGGAGCAACGACCCGGUCUCCUUCUUGCAGAGCAUCUGCCACACCGUGGUGGUGCAAGGGGUCUCGGCCAUCCUCGCCUUCCCCCAGAGCAGGAGCGAGAUGCUGCAGAUGGACUUCGUCGCCAGCGCUUUACACAUCCCAGUGGUCAGCAUCGUGCUCAACGAGUUCCCUAGAAAGAGCCAGAAUCCCCUCCACCUGCAAUUGAGUUUAGAACGCUCAUUAAGCUUUGAUGCCGAUGUCACUUUCUCAAUCUUGGCCUUGAACAACUGGUAUAAUUUUAGCUUAAUGGUAUGCCAGGAAGAGUGGAACAUCACGGAUUUUCUCUUCCUCACACAGCAGAGCUCCAAAUUUCAUUUGGGAUCCAUUAUAAAUAUCACGGGAAACCUCACGUCAACCAGCGACCUCUUGACCUACUUGCAAGUUCAUCUGGAGAACAUUAAGGACACGACGUCAACCGUGGUGAUGUUUGGUUGUGACAUGGAAAGCACAAGGAGGAUUUUUGAGAUUACCACCCAAUUUGGAGUGAUGCCUCCUGAACUUCACUGGAUCCUUGGGGAUUCACACAAUGUGGAAGAGCUGAGGACAGAAGGCUUGCCACUGGGUCUUAUAGCUCAUGGGAAAACAACACAGUCUUUUUUUGAAGACUAUGUACAGGAUGCAGUGGAGCUGGUAGCUAGAGCAGUCGCUUCCGCUACAAUGAUCGAACCUGAACUGGCACUUAUUCCCAGUACAACCAAUUGCUUGAACACAGAGGGGAAAAAUCUCACUUCAGGCCAGUAUUUAUCAAAGUUUUUAGCCAACACCACCUUUCAUGGACUCAGUGGGCACAUUAAAGUCAAAGGCUCCUCCAUCAUCAGCUCAGAAAACAACUUCUUCAUUUGGAAUCUGCAGCACGACCCCGUGGGCAACCCAAUGUGGACUCGCUUGGGGAGCUGGCAGGAAGGCAAGAUCAUAAUGGAUUAUGGGAUCUGGCCAGAGCAGGCCCAGAGGCACAAGAAUCAAAACCAGCAUCCUACCCGCCUCCAUCUGAGGGUGGUGACCCUCAUUGAGCAUCCCUUUGUGUUCACAAGGACUGUGGAUGAUGAAGGAUUGUGCCCAGCAGGCCAGCUCUGCCUGGACCCCUUGACCAAUGAUUCAGCUGUGCUGGAUGCUCUCUUUGAAAGCCUCCAAGGAGGCAAUGACACUGUGCCCACCAAGUUGAAACAGUGCUGCUAUGGCUACUGCAUAGAUCUGUUGGAAAAGUUGGCGGAAGACAUGAACUUUGAUUUUGACCUGUACAUUGUCGGCGACGGGAAAUACGGGGCUUUGAAAAAUGGCCAGUGGACGGGGCUUGUAGGCGACCUCCUGGCCGGGACCGCCCACAUGGCUGUGACGUCGUUUAGCAUCAACACAGCCCGUAGUCAAGUGAUCGAUUUCACGAGCCCCUUCUUUUCCACCAGCUUGGGCAUCCUGGUGAGAACCAAAGACACAGCAGCUCCUAUUGGAGCCUUUAUGUGGCCACUCCACUGGACCAUGUGGCUGGGAAUCUUUGUGGCUCUCCACAUCACCGCCAUCUUCCUCACCCUGUAUGAAUGGAAAAGCCCCUUUGGGAUGACCCCAAAGGGAAGGAACAGGGAUAAAGUCUUUUCCUUCUCCUCUGCCUUGAAUGUCUGUUAUGCCAUCUUGUUUGGUAGAACAGCCGCCAUCAAACCCCCCAAGUGCUGGACUGGAAGGUUUCUAAUGAACCUCUGGGCCAUUUUUUGUUUGUUUUGUCUGUCGACAUACACGGCUAAUCUGGCUGCUGUCAUGGUAGGAGAGAAAAUCUAUGAAGAACUGUCUGGAAUACAUGACCCAAAGCUCCACCACCCGUCACAAGGGUUUCGCUUUGGAACCGUGCGAGAAAGCAGCGCUGAAGAUUAUUUCAAGCAGAGUUUCCCAGAUAUGCACGAGUACAUGAAAAGGUUCAAUGUGCCUGCAACUCCAGAUGGAGUGGAAUACCUGAAGCAAGAUCCAGAGAAAUUAGAUGCCUUCAUCAUGGACAAAGCACUCCUGGAUUACGAAGUCUCCAUAGAUGCUGACUGCAAACUUUUGACAGUGGGGAAACCAUUUGCAAUCGAAGGGUAUGGUAUUGGCCUUCCUCCAAACUCUCCACUCACCUCAAAUAUUUCUGAACUGAUCAGCCAGUACAAGUCCCAUGGCUUCAUGGACGUCUUACAUGAUAAGUGGUACAAGGUUGUGCCAUGUGGAAAAAGAAGCUUUGCUGUGACGGAGACACUGCAGAUGGGCAUCAAGCACUUUUCUGGCCUCUUUGUGAUGUUGUGCGUUGGAUUUGGUCUAUCUAUUCUCACGACUAUCGGGGAACACAUCGUAUACAGGCUGGUGAUCCCACGAAUCAAAAAGAAAUCCAAGCUGAAAUAUUGGCUCCACACAAGUCAGAGAUUGCACCGUGCUCUAAAUAGUUCGUUUAUUGAAGACAAACACCAGCCUAAAGCAAAGCGAGUUGAAAAGAGGUCCAACUCGGGGAACAGCCAGCAUUUGGUGUGGAACACAGCCAGCCCCGGCAACUGCCAUCGCAGGAAAUACAUCUGCAGCGAGGAAGAACAGAACGAGGUUGCGCUCAAGCAGCAGGAGCAGCAAGACAUCCCUCUUCCCCCGCUGAAGAGAGAAUCGCCUGUGUCGCUGACCACGAAUGGGAAAGCGGACUCCCUUAACAUCGCUCGGACCUCAGUAAUGCAAGAACUCUCAGAACUGGAGAAGCAGAUACAGGUGAUCAAGCAGGAACUGCAGUUAGCCAUGAGCAGGAAACUGGAGCUGGAAGAGUUUCAGAGGACAAACAGGACCGCAGAGCCCUGAGCGGCUAUGCUCUCCUGCCUCCCCCUCCCUUGAC
Messenger RNA from Elgaria multicarinata webbii, 3439 nucleotides. RefSeq names its product glutamate ionotropic receptor NMDA type subunit 3A (gene GRIN3A). NCBI's taxonomy places the organism in Eukaryota, Metazoa, Chordata, Lepidosauria, Squamata, Anguidae. The record is from RefSeq and is a predicted model, not a curated record. The transcript is spliced from 9 exons. Bases 16 to 3405 code for a protein of 1129 amino acids. Gene Ontology annotation, biological process: monoatomic ion transport; ionotropic glutamate receptor signaling pathway. Gene Ontology annotation, molecular function: NMDA glutamate receptor activity. Gene Ontology annotation, cellular component: plasma membrane.